Molecule: messenger RNA, 885 nt
Organism: Cryptomeria japonica (Japanese cedar)
Lineage: Eukaryota; Viridiplantae; Streptophyta; Pinopsida; Cupressales; Cupressaceae
Product: vacuolar iron transporter homolog 3-like
Exons: 2
Coding region: 1-885 (294 amino acids)
Biological process (GO): intracellular manganese ion homeostasis
Cellular component (GO): membrane
Molecular function (GO): iron ion transmembrane transporter activity; manganese ion transmembrane transporter activity
Source: RefSeq, a predicted model, not a curated record
AUGGCUACCAAUAUCAGGCUCGCCUUUUUCGCUACUGAAAGGGGUCAGUGUGCUACAAAAGGAGGUCUAUGGGAGUGUGGACAACACACGCUGCGUUUUAACAUUCUCAAAAUUUCCUUCCAUACUACAUUUAGCUGGACGGCUGAGAGAAACCGAGUUAAAAUGGACGUUAGAGCAUCCAGCCCGUUUGCUUUCCAGUUGGACUCAAUAGAAUUGAACAGAAUGAUGAAGGAAGGAGAAGCAAUUGAUGAGCCAUCGCCACUACCACAUCCUCCCAGGUCGAGUGUUCUCAUUACCAUGUCUCCUUGUCCAGAGGAAGAUGAAGAUGAGCAAAAUAUGGAUCAUCGAAAUAGAGCACAGGGGCUUCGAGCCGCCGUCCUCGGAGCCAACGACUGGCUGGUCACCACGGCGUCACUGAUGAUGGGCGUGGGCGCGGUGAAAACAGACGCAAAGACAAUGGUGAUAUCUGGGCUGGCGGCGCUGGUGGCGGGGACGUGCAGCAUGGCCAUCGGCGAAUUCAUUUCCGUGCAAACGCAGCGCGACGUGGAGCUCUCCAACCUCAAGAGACAAAAGCAAGCUGGAAAAACAGAAGAAAAAGAGGGGCUUCCGAGCCCAAUUCAGGCCUCGUGCGCAUCGGCCCUUGCGUUUUCUGUAGGGGCACUGUUGCCUCUUAUCUCGGCUGCCUUUAUCACUGAGUAUAGUAUUAGGGUUGGCGUUCUGGUUGGAGUUUCGAGCUUGCUGCUCAUGAUCUUUGGUGCGAUUGGAGCUUACUUUGGGCGUUCUUCUAUUGUUAAGGGGAGCCUGAGAGUGUUGAGUGGAGGAUGGCUUGCCAUGUUAGUCACCUACGGUUUGCUGAGGCUGUUUAACGCUACAGCAGGUGUUUAA